AGAGGCUACUAGCAAGGGGUCCCGACCACCACUCGGGAGCAGCAUCGGUGCCUGGCAUUGGGGCAGCUCCUCAUGAGUCAAAUCUGAGCAGCAGUCGUCCCCUCAGCUUCGUGUACCCAGCCCUGGCCGUGUGGAGCCUUGGGACGCCCGCACAGCCCCGCGAAGGGGAGAAAACGAGAAAGGGGGCUUAACACUCGGUGACGUGGCUCCCUCAGAGCUUGGGGUAAAUGGCCUGAGCAUCGCACCAGAGGGAAGGUGUAAGGGAGGUCCUUUAGGGCAAGGACCUGGGCGACUGGACGGACUACAGCCGUCUACAGCGACUGAGGCAGCCCCGUCUAAAAGAAGAAACAGGGAGUCUUCCGCUGCAGCUUGGCCACUCAGUUGAUCCCUGUAGCCAUCGCCCAACCUCCCUCGCAGUGGGAUCGCUCCGCUAAGGUCCUAGGUGCCCUAGUCCCCGCCCAAGACCUGCGCCGUACGGUCCGCCACACUCAUCAUGGCGGCGGCCGCCGGACGUAACUUCCGCCCGCGGCCGGAAGUGCGGGUCCUGCGAGCAUGGCUGCGUCGAAGGUGAAACAGGACAUGCCCCCGCCGGGGGGCUAUGGCCCCAUCGACUACAAGCGGAACCUUCCGCGUCGGGGACUGUCGGGCUAUAGCAUGUUUGCUGUGGGCAUUGGGACCUUGCUCUUCGGAUAUUGGAGCAUGAUGAAGUGGAACCGUGAACGCAGGCGCUUGCAGAUUGAGGACUUCGAGGCCCGGAUCGCGCUGAUGCCACUGUUGCAGGCAGAGAAGGACCGGAGGGUCCUGCAGAUGCUUCGAGAGAACCUAGAGGAGGAGGCCAUCAUCAUGAAGGAUGUGCCUGAUUGGAAGGUGGGUGAGUCUGUGUUCCACACAACGCGAUGGGUGACUCCCAUGAUGGGUGAGCUCUAUGGACUGCGCACAAAUGAGGAGAUUCUCAACGCCAGUUACGGCUUCAUGUGGUACACGUAGGGGCCUGCACCCCUUGGACCACUGGGACCCCUGCAUCCUCCCCACUGGGAAAUAAAUAUUCUGGAGACCUGUC
Messenger RNA from Canis lupus familiaris (dog), 1060 nucleotides. RefSeq names its product NADH:ubiquinone oxidoreductase subunit A13 (gene NDUFA13). The record is from RefSeq and is a predicted model, not a curated record. The transcript has 5 exons. NCBI's taxonomy places the organism in Eukaryota, Metazoa, Chordata, Mammalia, Carnivora, Canidae. Bases 553 to 987 code for a protein of 144 amino acids.